GCUACGCGUUGCUACGAGUGUUCGCGACCACGUAAUGUUGUGGUGUUCGGUCGCGUUGUUGGCUCUGGUCGCCUCCGUUCAAGGACGAGCGGUGAAUAUCAGCAACACAUGGGUCCUGCCGGAGGAAGGGUUUCCUGUCUUUUACCGCUACUUCAGGGACCGCAUCUCCUGGUACGAGGCUGAUGCGGUCUGCCAAUUCCAUCACGCCAAUCUAGUCACAGUGGAUACAACAGCGCAGUACGAUGCUGUACGCGCCUACCUCAAGGAGUUGGACAUUUCGAGCGCGGUGUGGGUCGGUCUAAUCCGAAGUAACCCUGACGGGGACUUUACUUGGACUGAUUACCGAGGCCUGAGCGGCGAAGGUUACUGGAGUUCAGCGCCCGACGCACGCGCAGCACCUCUCUGCGCAGCCGCCGACCCUGCUGCCGACUACCGCUGGGAGGCCCGCGCUUGUGGUGGACCAACUGUCGCUUCUUUCAUCUGCGAACUUCCAGUUCCGCAAUGGGCUUUAGGGAACGAAGGAUGCAUGGUGCGUGCUCUACCAGCAUUAACGAUCCUGUAUCUGCCUGAGAGUGCUGCUGUCCAACUUACCGCUGAUUGCGGCCUGGCUGGUGUAAAACGUGUGCAAUGCACAGGCAAUGUGAAACGUGAAGAUUUACUUAGAGACUUGGCAUGUGCUGAAGAAGAAGAGAUAAGUAGCACUCCUAGUUUAACAUCACCGGGUAAUAAUUGGCCAGUUUCAACUGAUGCAGCUGUUACUGAUAAUGAUAUGACAUCGACAGAAGUCACAACUGAAGACAAUAAUAUCACAACUGAACAUGAAGACGACAUUAAUCAGUCAAGUACUAUUAUUUCUACUUCCACAGUUCAAGAUCGUAAUCUCGUCACCGAUCAAAAACCAUCGGUCACAUUUGUUAACGCAAAUAAAUAUAACAGAGUUAAUUUCGAAAAGACCCUUGAUUUAGAUUUAGCUCAUAACAACAACUUACAAAGUAACUAUAUUCCGAAAAUUGCCAAUGGAGACAACUAUGUAACAAAUGAAGAUUUAGAAAAAAUGGAAGAUGAAAAGCACAUGCAGCAUAAAAUGUUGCACGAGGAAAUAGCAAGGCUUGGAAACCUUGAAAACAUAUUUACACAACCUACCGAUCAUUUUGUUCCACCACUAGUAAUGGCGAAGGCUAAAAUCAGUGAUGAUAUGACUGUUCUAUCAUUGCAAGAAAAACAUGCCCAACAGAUAGCUGAACAACAUUACUAUAAGCAAAGCGGUCAGUAUGGACAAAAUGAUCACCUUUAUCAGAGCAACGUUGUGAAAUCAACAACGGAAGAACCAAAACCAGUGUCAUCGAAUAAACCAUCUCAGAGUGAAAUACUUAAAAAUAAAGAUGAUUUGAAAAAAGACAAAUUAAAGUCUGUUAUGCCCAAAAAAUACAACGAAAAAUUGAAUGACCCUAAAAGUAAGGCUCAGAAAGUGGUAGAAACUAAACUCUUGGAAAAAUCCAAAACAUCUGCUGCGCAAAUAGAAACUACAGUUAAACCAAGUGAAACUACACCAAUGGCACAUUACAAUAAAAUGGAUGAUGAAGCCGCUAUGGAUUUGACUGUUUUCUUAAAAGAUGAACCAGAACCUCUCGAACCAAAGAUUUACUACAAUAAUUUCACUGGUGACGUGUCUAAAUUAGAAGUGAUCAAAAACAGUUCAUACAAUAAUGAUACUGAAAUUAAAUUAGUGGACAUAGAAGCUACAGAGGAAAUAAAGCACGAAGAACGUCCUAUUAAGAAAUUUGAAGAAACUACUCAAAAUAUUACAUUAAAUCAUGAGGUGAUUAAAAUUACAAUAAUUUCGGAAGGACACACGACUGAGAACCCUACUACAUUUGAAAUAACUACUAAAGUGCCUAUUAUUCAAGAAACUACUCAUAACAAUUUGGAAUUAACCAGUCACAAAGAAUUAGUCGAUGAUCUUCAAAACAAAAGUGAAGUGUUUCCAACGACGCAACCUGAGAUUGAAGUAACACAACAUGAAUUUGAAUCGCUUGGAAAUGUUUCAAGCAUUGCUGAUGUUAUGGAGGCUACAAAUGAGACAGUCGCACUGAGUCAUACCGAAUCGACUGAAAACACACCCACUACAACUAACGAAGUGCCUACUACUACUACAGCUCAAGCUAAUUCUAAUAUUUCUCAAAGCAAAAAACCUGAAGGGUCUUCGACGCCUGCACCCUUAGUUACUGAGCACACAUUGAAAAAUGAACCUUACAACGAUGAAAUACAUGAAGAAUUUGGUGCAAUGACUAAUUCAUCAGACGGGAUUGAUGAUUUCCAAUCGCCAUUACUUUCGGGUGCGAACGAACCAGCUCACCGACCGAAUAGGUCCAGGAGGCCACAGCAGCCGAAUCGAAAUAAAUUUAAUCCAUUUCGCAUAUUAGGUUAGGUAAACAAUAUCAUAUACAUACGUCAAUAACUAUUGAAUGAAUUACUGGUGAUGACUGAAACAAACCGUAACAUCUAUCGUAAUUAGAUAUAGUGAGUCACAGUCACAUUAUAAAUUGUGAUGGCACGGUGCACGUAGUUCAUUAUAUUG
Messenger RNA from Spodoptera exigua (beet armyworm), 2578 nucleotides. The record is from the annotation of a GenBank genome assembly. Lineage: Eukaryota; Metazoa; Arthropoda; Insecta; Lepidoptera; Noctuidae.